UGGAACGGCCUUUCCUUUUCAAUGUGCACACGGAAGGUUGGCCUUUCCCUUAUCCCUUUGACUCGUCUGAGCUUGGAGUCUGGCGGACGCGUGCCCCCGAGAAUAGAAUGGGACAAACUCUCGUUGUGAAGCCGUUUUAUGGUGUCAUUUCACUGCCCUUGUGGGUUGUGACCACACUUUCGGCACCUUCAUUGGAGUCAUAGUGACUCUUCUUACUACUUUGUUGCUCCGGUUACCUGUCAUGGUGUCGGUCACGUGUAUGUGUAGGUCGCGUGACGUCGAUAUAGCAAGUCGGACCCAGCCGAGGGCCCGACGUCAUUACCGCGCGAGGAGUAUAUAACCUGAGACUUACGGAGUGCAGAUAGUAUCCAUUCCCCAUCAACCAACAUCGAACACCAUCCAUCAGCUAGUCCAACGCAUAAACAAUCAUAUACUCAUUUUAUUCUUUAACAUAUCCAUUAACCCAUCUCAUCCUCAAUCACCAUGGUCAAGAACGUUGCCAAAGUCGUCUACAAGCCUGAUUCUCAAUCAACAGAUGAGUUCAUCGCUGUUGUUAACCCAGAAGAGUUCAAGAAGUGGAAAGAUGGAGACAGUUCAAUCCCCCUUGCAAGUGUCGUAGAUUCAUUCGAAAUAUUCCAUUCUGGGCAAGGAUCGCAAGGUCUGCUUGGUAGACCUUCGAAGCAACAACUUGAGACCGUCUUUGGUACAUCCAAAGAUGUCGAUGUCAUGACUAUCGUUCUGCAGAAAGGAAGGGAGCAGGCGGGUGAGGGCUUUUCGGGCGGCACGUUCAGUAGCGCGAAAGGUUCUAUGUUAGACACGAGGGGAAAGGGAUUGACAGGUAUCCGAGGUUGAAUUAGUAAUUGUCUGUUCGAGGACGUAUUCGAUGAAGUAACUCAAAUAUUGUAAUGUAACGUAUCCGCUUGCAUCUUUCUGGGACUAUCAAGGCUUGCGCAGCGAGUUUGUUCUGUACACAUACCAGCAUAUAAAGAAUGGUCAAUAUUAUGGUGUUCAUGUACGCUGAGCCGUGUCUUCAAA
This is a messenger RNA of Serpula lacrymans var. lacrymans S7.9, 1035 nucleotides long. RefSeq lists its product as uncharacterized. Lineage: Eukaryota; Fungi; Basidiomycota; Agaricomycetes; Boletales; Serpulaceae. The transcript has 5 exons. The record is from RefSeq and is a predicted model, not a curated record. The coding region runs from base 484 to 852 and encodes 122 amino acids.